Lobosporangium transversale is the source of this 2967-nucleotide messenger RNA. Its product is annotated as mitochondrial-associated sphingomyelin phosphodiesterase-domain-containing protein. Gene Ontology annotation, biological process: glycerophospholipid catabolic process; ceramide biosynthetic process; sphingomyelin catabolic process. The coding region runs from base 77 to 2779 and encodes 900 amino acids. The transcript is spliced from 9 exons. Lineage: Eukaryota; Fungi; Mortierellomycota; Mortierellomycetes; Mortierellales; Mortierellaceae. Gene Ontology annotation, molecular function: sphingomyelin phosphodiesterase D activity. The record is from RefSeq and is a predicted model, not a curated record.
CGUCAAGUGCCACAUUAAUCAAUUCAGGAUUCAGCAAAAAAUAAAAAAAAGCAAGAGAAGCAUUUGACAGAUUGACAUGAGCUUCGAGGGUCUGGAUCGUCUCUUAGUCGGCUCAGUGCCGACAGCUUGUGCAAAUCUCACCAACCAUUUGAAUCAGUCUUUUGAUUCAGAUGCUUGUGCAAAGAGCUUUUUCGAGUUUUUGCCUCGACUUUGUCAGAUCCUCUUCGGUUCUAAAGAAUCGCGUGGCUGGCUACAUUUACCAUUAUCCAAGGCAGAGGAAGAUCCACUGUAUGAGCUGAUUCGUCCCAGAGGAAUCCUAAUGCGGUUUUUGCUCAGUCGGUACACAGACACGACUUUUAUAUACGAAAUGGUGCCAGAUUCAUUACCAAAACGGACACAGUCAAAGCUGGACCCAACCCAAUACCUCACCCUUCCUCCAAUCUACCUUUCUCGCGUCAACUUGGUGAAGACUGUUGCACCCGUUGGUACUCAAAAGACAAUGGCACAAAUCACCAAAGUCAAUCUAAACUUCAACAUGCUGGAGUACUUUUUAUUUUACUUUGCAUAUGCAUUGACUUUGGAUGACGACGACACACAAGGCCGUGGAUUACGCAGGACGGAUCCUAAGCUGGCUUUUAAGAUCAGUGGACCUGCGCCUAGUGCUACACAAGCAGGUUCAUCACGAGCAUCAGAUUGGACAUCAGGAAAUGCACCAAAGCAGCCUACCUCACGCGUACUCGUCGACGGAUCAUUCUUCAACUUAUUCCAUCAAUAUCUUCAUUACUUCAUCCCAGCGCCAGAGCGACCCAAGGAUGCAUCUGCUGGCGCUUCGAAUUCCACUUCUGUACAGCGAUCAUUAAAUGUUUUUAACGACCAGGCUAUUGAGAAUUCUUUGGACAGAAAUCAGACGCAGCUAUCGCUAUCAGAAUUCUUUAUUGGAACACUAGUAGAACUUUGGCUUGGCCAGAACGAUAAAAAUGCGGACAACAGAACAAUUCGAUAUGUGCAACCGGGGGCAGAUAUUGCAGAGUGUAUCACAGUGUUAAUUUCUCAUCUGUAUGCGCAUGAUGUCUCACCGUACGUCCUUGGUGGUGACUUGAUGCCAAGUCAUGUAAUCGAUUCUACCGGAAAAUCAGUCUUGAACUUGGCAGGAAUGGCGAGAAGAAGCACCUAUCAAUAUCUUCGACCUCAACUGUUUACGUUCUUGAAGCUGGGCCUUCAAUUCUGGCCCCUGGAUAACACAUUCCCAAGCUUAAUCAACACAUGGAUGAUCUGGAUCACGCCUUGGCGAUACGGUCGACGCGAUCCAUCGGUUUCAGGAGAUAUUGUAUCUGAAAAAUGGCAACCAUUCAUCUUUGACAACCUAUUGUUUUACACGGAAUUUUUAGAACUCUAUAUGCCUCGACUUUCACAUGCACCUCAAACCAGUCGUUCACUUACAGUACCAGCACCAAUGACAUUGAAGAUGGAGUUACGAUCGAUUCAAAGGGUUAUGAAGGUGUACAAGGCAGAGAAUCUCAAAGAGAUCCUCAAAGUGGCUGAACAGGCGAUUGUGUGGCCAGAGAAUUUUUCGGAUUCGUCCUAUGCUCUGUUUGAGUCGCUUACAGAAGGAGGGGGGCUUGCCGCUGCAGCAACGGCAAGACCAGAUGUCACAUCAACGUUCCUUGCGUCAAUGGUCAAUGCAUUGCAAAGACAGUUGCAACAGCUUGAAGGACAUCAGUUCAAGUAUGAGGCGCUUUUCUUGGUAGAAGGAACUGCUCGAAGCAAGAUUCGAAUGCUCCUGACGAAACUUGGCAAUGCAGUUGACAUUCGUCAAGAGCGACUUGCAGCCUUAGAAGCGAAGAACAAAUCAGGAUCAGAGCAGGGUACGGGUUUGAGUGCCAUUUCAUCAAUGAUCAGCAGCAUGUUUGCACAACCAGCCCCCAAGACUGCUUUACAAGACCCAGUUGUAUAUAUGAGCGAAUUAAAGGGGCUGAGAGAGACAAUGGCACUUGUGGGCGAAGUAUUUGACCUCUAUCCUAGUGUGGUGACAUCGUUUGAGAAGCAACAUCAAACAACACAUGAGAAUGGAAGCACGCUGUCAGAUGAGCAAUUACAGGCGCUGAUCCUCCCAUUAGAAGAAUCUGAUUCUGAUGGUCUGCUCAAUCCAGAGAAACAACGUAAAUAUGUGCCCCGCGGCUUGGUCAAGCGACCUAUUGACGAUGUGAAGGCCAGAGGAACACGCGCUGAGCAGCUGGUAUUGACAUAUGAGAGCGAAUAUCUUGUCAAGCUGACCCGGCGAGCAGAACGCUAUCUUACUCCAAAGUGGCAAAAAACAAUCAAAUCGAUUCAUCGAUGGAUUCCAUUACCACAAAAGGUAGUGUCGAGUAAGGUGCACCUGAGGUGGUUGGCAGCUAUCCCUAAUUUGGCCGCACUGUUGAUGGUAGUACUUGCGAUUGUGCUGGCUGCAUUCAUCUCGUCUUAUCUCGCUUCAAGCCAUAGUGCACCACGGGUUCAAAAUCAAUAUCAGCAGCGCUAUCACAAUCAACAGCAUCACCAUCAUCAACAACAUCACCACCAGCACCUACACAAUCUACCCAAGGGGCAUGGUCAUAAAAGUCAUGACCAUCAUCAUUAUCCUCAUCAUCAUAAUAACAAGCCGCAACCUGAUUACGAUCCUCAUGUGCAAGCCGUGUAUAGGUGGGAGAAACCAGGCCAAAAGGUGGCUACCACAGCAGUGCGGCAUCAUUUCACUCGUCCAGCGGAGCCGCGAUACACAAUUGAUCUGCCAGAGAUCUGAGUGGAUUCUUUUUCAAGGAGGAAGAAAUUGAAAAAGUAGAUGUGUUUCUGCUAAGUUGCAACCCCUGAACGACAAGAACAUGGCCAAUAAACAAAUGAACGGAAUGAGAACAUCACGUCAUAGACGAUUGACAAACUGCUGUCAAAUGCAAUUAGGAUUUAGGCUCAUCAUUUUAAUAUUAUAAAUCC